CUGAGUUUUUAUUUUUGUUUUUAUUUUUAUUUUUUCUCCAGUUCUUCGCAAAACUUUGGAUUGGUUCGAUUUCCCAGCCUUAAUACUAUAACCUUUUCCGAUUUUCGUCGGCUUCGCGAUGCUUUGAUGCGGUGAUACUAGCUUAAUCAUAUGCAUUCGGUGCUUAUUUGCUACGAUCGUUUUGCUCAAAUUUUAUUGAUUGUAUAUAUUUGAGGUUAGGAGAUUGAAGGAAGUUUUCUUUUGUUGGCGGGGUUCUCUUUUAAUGCCAAUUGCUACGACUCACUGAAUUCCAAACGGCGAAAAUUAUGUCCUCCUCCUCCCUAUUUGCGACUAGGAAUGUUGCAUAAUACUCAGAUUGUUCGUGGCAAUUUUUGUGAAUCGUGGUUAGCUUUCGAACUGUUUGUAGCAGAAGCUAAAAUAGAUUAUCAAACUCUUCAUAUUGGGUUGAGAUAUCAAAAUCUUCACAUUGGAUUAGUCAAAAGUCAGUGCUUCUUUGUGGAUAAACAUGCAGAAGUCAGAACUCAACUUCCAACCCUUCCUAUAGAAUAGAAGCAAACAUUAUACUGUUAGAGAAGGGUUCUGAACUGCUUUUAAUGGGGGCUCCAAAGCAAAAAUGGACUGCCGAAGAAGAAGCGGCACUGAAAGCUGGAGUAAUCAAACAUGGGGCAGGAAAGUGGCGCACUAUACUUACAGACCCAGAGUUCAGUGCUAUUUUGCGCAUGCGUUCAAAUGUAGAUCUAAAGGAUAAAUGGAGGAAUAUAAAUGUGACUGCAAUAUGGGGAUCCAGACAGAAGGCAAAACUUGCGCUUAAAAGGAACCUACCAAACCCCAAAAAUGAUAACAACCAUAUGGCAUUGAGUACUGCUGUUCAACAUGGUGAAGAAGUUCUUGAUACUAAGCCUCUGGCAGUUGCUGGCGGAAUGCCACAGUCUGCUAAUCCUAAAGAACAAAUAUCUAGGUUGGAUAAUCUUAUAUUAGAGGCCAUAAUCAAUUUGAAGGAGCCGAAGGGUACUGACAGGGCUGCUAUUGCUGCUUACAUAGAGGAGCAUUAUUGUUCUCCACCGAACCUCAGAAAGUUAUUGUCAAUGAAACUGAAGCAUAUGGUGGCUAGUGGCAAAUUGACUAAGGUAAAACACAAAUACAGGAUCACUCAAAAUUCUGCAAUCUCUGAGAAAAGAAGACACUCUAACUUGUUACUCCUGGAAGGGAGGCCCAAAGAUUCCCCAAAAGCGGAGAAGACCAAUGUCAACAUCCUUUCGAAAUCCCAGAUUGACGCAGAGCUAUCAAAAAUGAAGGGCGUGACAGCCCAAGAAGCUGCUGCAGCUGCUGCAAAGGCGGUUGCUGAAGCAGAAGCUGCAAUUGCUGAGGCGGAGGCUGCAGCUAGGGAGGCGGAAGCUGCAGAAGCUGAGGCUGAGGCUGCACAAGUGUUUGCAAAAGCAGCAAUGAAAGCACUAAAAUGCAGAGCACUGCAAAUUUGAUGGUGUGAACUUCAGGCAGCAUCGUCACCAGCUCUCCUCUAUGACAUCUCCUGCCUGUAUCUUGUGUCUGUACAUUUUAUUACAGAAUACAGGCAUGUAAAUUCGCAAUAUGCGGGAUUGAUGGGUGAAACAUUUUGUAAGACUUUUGAGGUCGUUAUACGCUAUAGUUUGGGCCCUUUUAGUUAUAUGGUAAAAGAAAGAGUUUAAGGUGACGAGAACAAAACUCUAUUAGAAUGGAAAAUUUUGAGUGCGGCGUGAUCAGCUCAACAUCGAUAAAUGUACUCAGUCAAUUCUCCAAACGUGUGGAGAGAACAAUUUUUCCGAUAAUGUAAUUCACAAAAUGGUUUUUUAAGCAGUGAA
Messenger RNA from Neltuma alba, 1838 nucleotides. Its product is annotated as telomere repeat-binding factor 2. Gene Ontology annotation, molecular function: double-stranded telomeric DNA binding. The record is from RefSeq and is a predicted model, not a curated record. The coding region runs from base 594 to 1478 and encodes 294 amino acids. Lineage: Eukaryota; Viridiplantae; Streptophyta; Magnoliopsida; Fabales; Fabaceae. Gene Ontology annotation, biological process: nucleosome assembly. Gene Ontology annotation, cellular component: nucleosome. The transcript has 8 exons.